Acipenser ruthenus (sterlet) is the source of this 1939-nucleotide messenger RNA. Its product is annotated as twisted gastrulation protein homolog 1. The record is from RefSeq and is a predicted model, not a curated record. Gene Ontology annotation, biological process: regulation of BMP signaling pathway. Bases 903 to 1577 code for a protein of 224 amino acids. The transcript is spliced from 5 exons. NCBI's taxonomy places the organism in Eukaryota, Metazoa, Chordata, Actinopteri, Acipenseriformes, Acipenseridae.
ACAGAGAACUAAACAAAGAUCUUCUCUAGGGACAUGCAAAAAGUAUCGAGAACAGUAACAACGCAAUACAAUGUAGGCAGUGUGUUUGAUUUUGUUAUCUAUGUUUUAAGUUAUCUUAACGUGUUUGAUGGCUUUGUUGCACUAGUUAGAUCAAAGUAAAUCUACCAACAUUUCCUAGGGUAAACGCCACGGCCGGGUGUGAAGUGACUGCGAAAAUAAUCAAUUAGAGAAAACUGACACCAGACUAGACGAUAAAAAAAAAAAAAAAAAAAAAAUUGACAAAUCUUGGUUGGAGGGGCUACGACAUAUCUGUGUAAUGUCGGGUAUGUGUGUGUGUGUGUGUAUAUAAUGGUUUAUUAACAAUAAAUGCAGCGUGUAAUUAUAUAAUGCCUAGUAGUACUAAAUUGCUCCUUGCCAAAACCAAAAGCAUAACAAAUUAAACAGUUUAUUGCAAGGUUUCUUCUUAUCUGUUUCAAACUGAGCACUGACGCAUACACCGGUACCAGCCAUUCUGAACUACGUGAGGAGCUGAUGUUCCAAGAAAAAAGAAAGAAAAAAAAGCUGCACAGCUUGUCUCCGGCCCCACCCCCACUGUAGCAGAUAGCAAUGUUUCUCACCUGGAAUUGUUGGCAGCUCUGCAUGAGGCGCUGCUGCAGUGAAAAUGGUCUGUAUGUCUUUAAGGCGCCCAAGAGCUGCGCCACUUGCUUUGUGUUUUGGUGAAGUGCAGCAUAGCUCACGCCAUCAGAAGAGAACAUCAGCAUGAUUUUGUUCUGAAUAAGAUUUGGGAAGACUUCAAAAGGAACACAAUAACAAAUACCUUAAUAGAACUAUACACAAAUAAGAUUGCCAACACGUGUGAAGGUUGCAUCACAGAUUUUGUGGCAGUCCUCAGAAGAGCAGGGAUGAGGUCAGGGAAUGCUGUGAUCCCAGCUGCAGCUGUGUUCUUGUUACUUCUGUUGGGACUGUCACUGACUGGUGCCUGCAACAAGGCACUUUGUGCCAGUGAUGUCAGCAAGUGCCUUAUCCAGGAGCUGUGUCAAUGCCGACCGACAGAUGGGAACUGCUCGUGCUGUAAGGAGUGCAUGCUGUGCCUUGGCACUCUCUGGGAUGAGUGCUGUGACUGCGUAGGAAUGUGCAAUCCCAAAAACUACAGCGAUACACCGCCGACGUCUAAGAGCACGGUGGAGGAGCUGCACGAGCCAAUCCCGUCUCUGUUCCGGGCACUGACAGAGGGGGAGACACAGCUCAACUGGAACAUUGUGUCCUUCCCUGUCGCCGAGGAGCUUUCCCAUCACGAGAACCUCGUCUCCUUCCUCGAGACUCUCGACGAAGCACAGUCCCAGAAUGUUUCUGUCCCUGGCAACAGCAUCCACGCACGCUACGACAGCGACAAAGAUCACAUGUGCACAGUGGUCUACUUUGAUGACUGCAUGUCUAUCCACCAGUGUAAAGUCUCGUGUGAAUCCAUGGGAGCCUCCAAAUACAGAUGGUUCCACAACGCCUGCUGUGAAUGCAUAGGCCCUGAGUGCAUUGACUACGGCAGCAAGUCUGUCAAGUGUAUGAACUGCAUGUUUUGAAAAAGACUCUUUCUCAAGAACACAGUACUUCUACAAUGGACAACAAAUACAAAGAACAGCAGAAAAGGAGUAAUGAUGACUCUGCCAUCCAGAACUGUGCAAAACAAAAAAUAAGUUGUCAUUUGUAUUGUAGUUUCAUAUUAAGAUGAUGUAAAAUAUUUGCCUUCGCCAAAUCCUUUUGUAUGUUUUACAUUUUUACUGUAUAUUUUUAGAAGUUUUAUAGGUUUCUACCUGAGAUGUAUAUCUAUAGUACAGUAGAUUUGAAUUUUUUUUUUUUCAGGAAUCUACACCUGCAUAGCUGAUCCAUCUUCACUAUGCUUGCAAAUAAAUGCUAUGCCAAAAAAAUUAAAUAAAUAAAUCCA